Molecule: messenger RNA, 1652 nt
Organism: Sander lucioperca (pikeperch)
Lineage: Eukaryota; Metazoa; Chordata; Actinopteri; Perciformes; Percidae
Product: putative UDP-GlcNAc:betaGal beta-1,3-N-acetylglucosaminyltransferase LOC100288842
Exons: 3
Coding region: 292-1371 (359 amino acids)
Cellular component (GO): membrane
Molecular function (GO): hexosyltransferase activity
Source: RefSeq, a predicted model, not a curated record
AAAAGGGGAGAGAGGGAAUGACAUGCAGCAAAGGGCCGCAGCUCGGAACCGAACCCACGGCCGCUGGGUCGAAGACUGAGACUCUGUAUAUGGGCACAUGCUCUACCAGGACACACUGCUCUUGAUGAAGCAUGUGACUGGAUUGGGGUGCAAGGUUACAUGCUGCUAGAGUUUCAUGAAAGUGGAAACCCUCUCUGUCAGCUAGUAUUGUUGAACUGACUGCAGCAGAAGGUCCUCUGGUCACAGACAGCCAAUACACAGAGAAAAAACAAGGCUGUUAAGGCAGGUGUCAUGCAGUGCUCUCCGUGCAAGCUGCGUACCCACCAGUGGUGUUUCCUCCUCUUCAACGUCCUCCUCUUCCAUGCCCUGUUGUUUGGGGCAGACUUUGUCGAGGAGUACCUCCUGCAGCCCACACCUGGGGUCUACACUGAUGGCUUGGUUGUUGAUGUAAGAGAGAAAGCAAGGAAACUAGACCUGAGCAACGUCAGGGAGAAUGUGUCCCUGGCCUACCCCAUCACAAAUCCUGAUGCCUGCAGAAACUCUGACCUCUUCCUCCUUACUCUCGUCUUCAGCUCCACAGCUAAUAUCACCCAAAGAGAUGCAGUCAGGAGGACAUGGGCUAACCAAACGCUCAUCCAAGGCUUCCCAAUGCGGAUACUGUUCUUCUUAGGAUCAACAGAGACUUCCGCUGCACAAAAGGCCCUCAUGAUAGAGUCUGACCUCCAUGGGGACAUGGUCCAGGUUCAUGCUGUGUCUGACUCGUCCCUCCGUGGCCCAACAGAAAGGACAGUGCUGGCACUGCGCUGGGUGAUUGCCUUCUGUCCCGUGGCACGCUUUGUUCUGCUGACUAAGGACUCUGUGUUUAUCAACCUUCCUGCAAUCGGAGGCUACCUACUCGGGCUGCACAGGCACUCUGAGGACCUUUAUUUAGGUAGGGUGAUCCAGAGAGACUCCCCUGACAGGGACCCCAACAGUCCUGGUUUCCUACCCCCAGCGCUCUACCCUGACAAGUACCUGCCUGAAUACUGUGAAGGGACAGCUUAUGUUAUAUCCCAGGAUGUGGUCCGAAAAGUGUAUGUUGCCUCUGCAGAAGUUCGUGCACCUGUGCCAGCUGAUGUUUUUGUGGGCCUUUGUGCUCAGAAGGCUGGUGUGGUACCAACCCACAGUAGCAGGUUCUCAGGAGAGAAACAUAUCCGCUACAACGCCUGCUGUUACCGCUAUCAAUUCAGCUCAGCUGGAAUGGAAAGCCAUGAACUAGAUAUAGUGUGGGCAGACCUGGGACAGAAGGGUGAACAAUGCUCCCUGUUAAAGACCUACUAUGGCCUGGUGACCUGCAAAGCCCUGACGUACCUGGAUAAACUGUCCUUCUAGCAACUCCAAGGGCCAAGCUGAAUCGCACGGUAAUUUAGAGUAUGUGUGAUUAGUUAAUGCCUGUGCUUGGGGAAAGGGAGACUGACAGGAAGUGGGGGUUAAAAGAAAACAGUGUGUUGUCCUUGUGUAGCCUACCUGUGUGCCAGUGUUUGCAUUUUUCCUGUCAGUAUUGUUGAUAGAUAAAUAUGUGUUAAAUUCUUCAUACGAUGGCUAAGAUCGCUAAAAUGAGUAAAUGAUCAACCAGGAACACUGUAAUAUAUUCCAUAUUGCCAGAUUUAUGU